GUUCGUCGCCGUUAAACCAAACACCAACAGACGUUCAGACCAAACUGGGAUUCUAUUAUCACUUUGGUCUCUGCUCUUCUGAUGUAUACGAAGAUAUCAUUGUUACACAGAAAGAGUUCUUCAUUCUCCAUAGCCAACGAGAAAAGAAUCCAUCAGUUUCUGAAGAAUCUCUGCACGGCUGUUGAAAGGUUAGAUUUUGGAAACUCUAAUGAUUCGUCACAAAUGAACCCUGGAGAAGGGUUCGAUGGAGGAAGCCAGAACCGAACUGGGAUCUCUGGGGAAGUUAGUGAAAGUAUUCACACACAAAGUCAGAGUUGGGGUUCGAAUCAGGGAAGAAAUGAGGAGUCAUGGAAGCAGAGUCCUAGUAUGUCUAAUUCUCAGGUCCAAUCUCAAUAUCAAGGCCAUUGGUAUGGGACAAACCCUGAUUAUAAUUGGCAUUCAGGUACGACUGUUGAUAGCGAGGUAUAUGAUAUGAUUGGGGAAUUCGAUGAAUAUUGCAUACAAGAGAAUGUAAGAGUGGCCUUAACUACUAUGGAAAAAUUGGAGAAGAAGGGUUAUGUUAUGGAUUUAGCUAGACUUUUAAGGUUAACACAGCUAUGUAUGGAAGAAAAUGUUUUUUACGAAGUCAGUGUUUUAGAAGAAGCCAAGGUUUCUGUUCUUGGGAAGAUCAGAGCUUUGGUUAACAACAAUUUAGAUGCGAAUUAUUUGAUGUAUUAUACUGACAUCAUGAUUAAGGAAUUUGACGAAUUUUGCAAGCAAGGUAAGGUGAAAAAGGCAUUGUAUACUAUAGAUACAUUGGAAAGCAUGAAUCAUGUUGUUAUUUUGAGUAGACUUUUACGGUUAGCGAAGCUGUGUGGGGAAGCAGAGGGUUUACAAGAGGCCAAGGUUGUUCAUGGGAAGAUUAGUUCUUCCGUUAGCCAUUUAGAUGUGAGUUCUAACCAUGUAUUGUUAGAAAUGUACUCCAACUGUGGGUUGGCGAAUGAAGCAGCGAAUGUUUUUGAGAAAAUGUCUGAGAAGAAUUUAGAGACUUGGUACAUUAUAAUAAGAUGUUUUGCAAAGAAUGGUUUUGGGGAAGACGCUAUUGAUAUGUUUGCUCGCUUUAAAAAAGAAGGAAACAGACCCGAUGCUCAACUAUUUAGAGGAAUUUUCUAUGCUUGUGGUAUGCUAGGUGAUGUUGAUGAGGGACUAUUGCACUUUGAGUCAAUGUCCAGAGACUACGGCAUUGUCCCUUCCAUUGAAGACUAUGUAAGCCUCGUUGAGAUGUAUUCGUUACCCGGAUUUUUAGAUGAGGCUUUGGAAUUUGUGGAGAGAAUGCCGAUGGAGCCAAAUGUUGAUGUGUGGGAAACAUUGAUGAAUCUUUCUCGAGUGCAUGGGAAUUUAGAACUUGGAGACAGAUGUGCUGAAGUUGUUGAAUUGUUAGAUCCUACACGGUUGAACAAACAAUCUCGGGAAGGAUUUCUACCUGUCAAGGCAUCAGAUAUUGAGAAAGAGAUUCUAAAGAAAAGGUCAGGAAUUCUUCACGGAGUCAAAAGUACGAUGCUGAACUUUAAGGCAGGGGAUACCAAUCUUCCUGAGAAUGAUGAACUGUUCCAGCUAUUGAGGAAUCUAAAGAUGCAUAUGGUGGAAAUGGGCUAUGUCGCUGAUACAAAACCUGCUUUGCAUGAUAUAGACCAAGAGAGUAAAGAGACAGCACUUCUUGGUCAUAGCGAGAGAAUAGCUUUUGCUCGUGCUGUUCUUAACACCCCGCCCCGUAAACCUUUCACUGUGAUGAAAAACCUUCGUGUGUGUGUUGAUUGUCAUAACGCAUGGAAGAUAAUGGCAGUUAUAGUUGGUAGAGAAGUGAUCAUGCGAGAUAUAAAGAGAUUCCACCAUAUGAAAAACGGGGCUUGCAGCUGUAAUGACUAUUGGUGAUUAACAACAAACCUUGAGAUUUAUCUUGUCUCUCCAGAUCCGAUUCUCAGAAAUACGUCCUCAUAAUGUCUGAAUUGGGAACUUUGGCAGGAUGGAAAAACAUAAAGCAAAGAGUCACAGAGACAAAUUUGUAUCAUAAGCAGCAACUUUUCCACCACGUCUUUUUUUUUCAGGCAUUUAUAUCGUGGGGCUGCCAUAUUGUUGUCAUAGAUCAAUCUCAUUCUCUUGUCCAUUUUAUGCAGUUUUUGUUUGUAUCCAGGUUGUGAUAAACUAUACCCUAAAUGCUAUUGUUUUUCUGAGUAAUGUUAUCAAAUGUGAGAAGGAUAGGAAUAGGAUGAUGUUA
Arabidopsis lyrata subsp. lyrata is the source of this 2254-nucleotide messenger RNA. RefSeq names its product pentatricopeptide repeat-containing protein At2g25580. The coding region runs from base 82 to 1911 and encodes 609 amino acids. Lineage: Eukaryota; Viridiplantae; Streptophyta; Magnoliopsida; Brassicales; Brassicaceae. The record is from RefSeq and is a predicted model, not a curated record. Gene Ontology annotation, molecular function: protein binding; RNA binding; zinc ion binding. Gene Ontology annotation, biological process: RNA modification. The transcript is spliced from 2 exons.